Malassezia japonica is the source of this 324-nucleotide messenger RNA. RefSeq names its product 37S ribosomal protein S16, mitochondrial (gene MRPS16). Gene Ontology annotation, biological process: mitochondrial translation. Lineage: Eukaryota; Fungi; Basidiomycota; Malasseziomycetes; Malasseziales; Malasseziaceae. The record is from RefSeq and is a predicted model, not a curated record. Gene Ontology annotation, cellular component: mitochondrial small ribosomal subunit; ribosome. The coding region runs from base 1 to 324 and encodes 107 amino acids. The transcript is spliced from 3 exons. Gene Ontology annotation, molecular function: structural constituent of ribosome.
AUGGUGGUGCGUCUCCGGCUCGCGAGGCACGCUGCUCAGCCAAAGCGCGCCGAAGAUCGUCCUGGGUACAACGGCGAGGUGAUUCGCUCUGGUAUUGUGGCCAAGCCCGUGCUGGAGAAGCGAAUGGAAUGGAACGAGGAUCGCAUCAAAUACUGGCUCAACACGGGCGCUCAGCCGACCAAGUCGGUCUUCCGCUUGCUGUACAGGGCUGGCCUCAUUCCCCCCGAAAAGCUCGAACUCUUCAAGGGCUUGUACCGCCCGGCCGCGGCUGCGGCGCCAAGCGCAUCGCCUCAGGAGGGCGACGCUGCUGCCAAGGCGGAAUAA